AAUAUGCUAAUAAAUGACAAUUUCCUUUUUGUUUUGUCUAUUAAAGUUUAUAAUUGUAACCAUUCCAGUUAUGAAACGGAGAAUGGAAUAAAAGCGGAGGAGACGGGUACGUUAAAGAAGGCGAGUGGUCCGGAUGCAGCUGAUGUCAUUAUAGCACAGGGUGGGUUCAGCUACACAGCGCCCGAUGGCACCGUUAUUAAUCUGAACUACAUUGCUGAUGACGAGGGUGGUUUUAAGCCUGAGGGCGCACACUUGCCAACACCACCACCGAUACCACCAGCUAUCCAGAAGGCUCUCGACUUCCUCGCAACGUUGCCACCGUCAUCUCCAUCCAGAAACUGAACAGAAAAUACUCUACUACUAACCUGCAACUCAUAACUGACCACCGAAUAUGACCAUCUUGUAAACGAUACUUCGACUAAAAACGCUCAAAAAAGUUAUUAUCGCUUACAAACGGUUUACUCGACGUUUACUAACUAUCAAAGCAAUAAAAAACACAUAAAAAUUAAUGUACAUUGACGACUGACUGUGAUAGCCGUGAUGAUAUAACAAAAUAAUCUUUUGUACUAUUUAUUAUUUAAUUAUGUUAAUAAAAUGCAUAUUCAGUGCCAAAGACGCAUUGCUGAAUGUUGUGUAUGUUUCUACCCAUCCUAAUUGUUAAGUCGGCGAUGUCUUGACAUUGUUCAUUGAUUAGCAUUACAAAUUGCCUAUCAAAUGUCACAAAUGU
Molecule: messenger RNA, 727 nt
Organism: Diatraea saccharalis (sugarcane borer)
Lineage: Eukaryota; Metazoa; Arthropoda; Insecta; Lepidoptera; Crambidae
Source: the annotation of a GenBank genome assembly